This is a messenger RNA of Drosophila hydei, 733 nucleotides long. RefSeq lists its product as uncharacterized. The record is from RefSeq and is a predicted model, not a curated record. The transcript has 4 exons. Lineage: Eukaryota; Metazoa; Arthropoda; Insecta; Diptera; Drosophilidae. Gene Ontology annotation, molecular function: odorant binding. Bases 115 to 717 code for a protein of 200 amino acids.
CCGGUAAUUUUGAUUAAAAUCUGUUUUUGUAUGCAACAUUUAACUUGUUCACAUUCGGUUAGCGUUGGAAAGUUAUUUAAGCUCGUGUACAUUUAAGAGCGCUUCAAAAACAAAAUGAAUUGCAAUUAUAUACUUUCAUAUUUCAUGUUUAUGUUAUCAAUUUGUAUAAUUGAUGCAACCUCGAAAAAUUUAACCAGCUGCGAUAAAACCAAACAGACUAAAAUCUUAGGCAGCUGUUGUAAUGUACCUAGAAAUGAUCAAUACAGCAAAUCCUGUCGCCAAUCUUUGCUGAGCCAGGCCAACCGUACCACAAACAAUGCCGAAACCCGUAAUUUAAGAUCGGAUAAAGUAGCUUUACAUGCAUGUAUGGCUGAGUGUGUUUUCAAAAAGAAUGGCUUCUUGUACUUAAAUGGUUCUGUUAACCUCGCCGUUAUGCAAAAGAACCUCGAGCAGCGCUAUAAAAAGGAUGCUGCUUUAGCGCAACUUGUUGUGAAGAGUUUGAAUAGUUGCGUGGAUUAUGCUAACACCCGCACAAAGCAAUUCGAAUGGAUGCACGCAAAGGACAAUUGUGAUUAUUAUCCAGCUACUUUGUUGGCCUGUAUAAUGGAACAGGUGUACCAAAACUGUCCGGCUUCUUUAUGGAAAAAUACGGAUGAUUGCGUAGCUAUGAAGAAGUAUCUGAUUGCCUGCGAUGAUCUAAAGAAAAGCAGAAAGUAAAAUGAAUAUGUUUUCA